AUGGCAGAAGCAGCUCCUCAGUCGCAAUUGACUCCGCGACCACCGCCCCAAGACGGGCCCUUCAUCCUCCGCAAGCUCGUGUCCGACCUGCCGCUGUCCGCUGAUGGAGACGCGGCAGACGUGCGCAUAACAUGCGUUGAAGUGUGGAACGGUAACCUCUACGUCGGUACCUCAGCCGCCGAGAUCAUCCACUUCGUCCUCCUGCCCCCAGAACCCGAUGACACCUCGGGAGAGCCCACCGCGAUAAUCGCAUCGCGGCUGGAACCGCCUCACAGUGACCCCAACGGCCCCGGCGUGCAGCAGAUCCUCAUCCUCCCCAAGGUCAACAAGGCCUGUAUACUGUGCAACAACACCUUCUCCAUCUACUCGCUGCCCGAGCUCAGCCCCGAGUCCAACUUCAAGCCAAUUGCUUGUCUAUGGGUGGGAGGUGUCGAUCUGAAUGAGGGCCAGGACGAUGACGCUGAUGGCGGCGUCGACGUCGUGAUUGGACUCAAGAAGAGGCUGCGACUAGUACACAUAUCUGAGCACUCCCCGCCCAGAGCGCUUAAGACGAUCGAGUACGGAGGAUGCCUGACCUCAGUACGGAGAGACGCCUACUCGUGCGCCGCCGAUGCGCAUUCGUAUGCGCUACUCGAUGUUGUGCACCAGCAGAAGAUUGGCUUGUUCCCAAUAUCCUCUCUAGACCCAGACGCCGGCGAUGUGGGUGGAGCUGCUGAGAACAUCGCCUCGAUACCUCAGCCGCCGUCCAGGAGCGUCUCCAACGCAAGUCCGGUGCCUCGGGUCCAGGAAGAGCAGCGCGGUCAUGCUCGAAGCACGAAACAGAAAGUCCGCGAGCGCCGCGGCAACGAUACGGUUUCGAUGUGCCAGAGUCGCUCUCGAGAAACAUGUCCCCGGCAUCUGCGCGAUCGCCAGGUCGAGCCCCUGGUGGAGAAGCAGGAGAAAGAUCGUCUAGUCUUCCUAGGAGUGGUGCUACGUCUCCAGAAAAGCCGUUGCCUCCGCCCCCAGAAGGAGAAAAUGUGCCGCAAGUGCAAGUCGAAGAACCUCGCAAGCCGCCCCCCUUCCCCCAAUCCGAACGAGUUCCUGCUCACAGUAGGAACGACUCCGUCUGAACCCGGUGUCGGCAUGUUUGUCAAUUUAGAUGGCGACAUGUGUAGAGGCAGCAUACAAUUCAGCAGCUAUCCUGAUUCGAUCGUGGUCGAUGGCUCCGGCAUAGACCUGGCAGCAUCGACUGGCCCUGACGUCGAUGCUGAAGAGGGUUACGUCAUUGCUGCAGUGCAUCGUGAGGAAGAGGAGGAACUCAUGUAUGGCGUUGAGAUUCAGCGCUGGGAUGUCGAUCCGAGUGACGCUGAGAGUAACAAAGAGUGGCUGGACCUAAGCGGGACUGGCCUUUUAACGCAGGAGACCGGCACGCACGUAGCAACACCACUUGGUAUGCGCACCGUAGUUGAGCCGUAUGACCUCAUAUUGUCUGAGAUUGGAGCGAAGCUUUCGGUCAAGCGGUUACAACUUGGUACUGUUGCGAAUCCUGAAGAAGCUACAAAAGCUACAACGGCCGCUCAAGUCAAGGCCGAUCGCGAAUUCACGGACAGGCUGUCGAGAUUGCAGACCAGAAACCUGCUAUGGGCUGACGACCAGAUAUGGUGGACUGUGCGAAAUCCGCUCGUUCUGCGAUUGGACGCGCGCCUUGAGAAAGCACAAUUUACAGCAACGGGCGAUGGCACACGAAUACAGCCUGAUCGUCGUCAGCUCGAGAAAGUGCUCGGUGAUAUCCGCGGGCAAGAACCGCAGAAUGAAUCAGAGUAUCUCAGCCUCAUCUACAUUCGCCAGAAAGCGUCCGUCAUGCUCUUCAUGGAUGUCAUACUUCGCACGAAGACGAACAUCAUAAUCUUUGAGAACGAGAAGCGCAUUACUGAGCAAGCACUCAUUGAGGGCGAAGUAGACCCGCGCGUUGUCUUGAGUCUCCUACCCAUCUUGCAAAAGGAAGUUGUACAAGGGCCCGAAGGCAUACAGAUCUCAGGUGGCAUCACCACGCUUGUUGAGCAGUUCUUGCAACAAAACGAUCUCGCCGCUAUGCCGACCGAUAUCAACGGCCCAUUCGGCGACAACCUCUUGCACUUUUUAAAGAGGUACCUUCAGUUCUGGAAAAGGCAGAAAGGCAUGGCGAGCGUCACGAACGACCCUAACGUGUUUCGGAGCGUAGAUGCAGCACUCCUUCACAUUCUUCUCCUCUUAGAUCAGGGCAGUGCCAAGGGGAGCUCAAGUCCUGGCACUCAUCGAGCAGAAUUGAACGAGCUGGUUGACAAGGAAGUUGACUGCUUUGAACGCGCCGUCGAGCUUCUUGAGCAGUUCAAGCGGCUGUAUCUUUUGAGUCGCUUCUAUCAAGGCAACUGCAAGUCAUCAGAAAAAGCGCCAAACGUGCUCGCAACUUGGAAGCGUAUCCUUGACGGAGAAGAAGACAAGGGCGGCGAAUUUGUGGAUGGCGAGCGCACAUUACGAACAUAUCUAUCACGAUUACGAGAUAAGUCGCUAGUUGAGGAAUAUGGCGCGUGGCUCGCAAAUCGGAACCCCAAGCUUGGUGUUCAGAUCUUUGCAGAUGACCAGAGCAAAGUAAAGUUCGAGCCGUCUCAGGCUGUUGCCCUUCUCAGAGAAAAGGCACCCGGUGCUGUCAAGGAAUAUCUGGAGUACCUAGUCUUUGGUAAGAAGCAUACGCAAUACGUCAACGAGCUCAUCGCCUUCUACUUGGACACCGUCAUCACGGAGCUGGAGAGCAACUCAGAGGCACGCGCCAUGCUCGCACAAACUUACGAGACCUACCGCAUCCUCGUACCACCAAAACCCACCUACCACAGCUUCAUCACCGACAACGCCAUCCCAGCAGAAUGGUGGCAAGCCCGACUACGCCUACUCCAGCUUCUCGGCUCCAAUCAACCAGCCACAUCCUCCUACGACGUCAGCUCGAUACUAUCGCGCCUCCAGCCCUUCGAGCAAGAGCUCGUCCCCGAAAUGAUCAUCCUCAAUGGCCGUCAAGAGCGCCACCAAGAAGCCCUGCGCCUCCUCGUCCACGGCCUCGGCGACUUCGACACGUCAAUCUCUUACUGCCUGUACGGCUACAGCUCCAUCUUCCGCCCUAUCACUGCCGGCCACCUACCCAUCCCCGCAUCGGAACUCCCCAGCCGCGCCGAGCAAUCCCGCCUCUUCAACUUCCUGCUGCAAGACUUCCUGCAAAUCGAAGACCUCUCGCAGCGCGUCGAGCGCACCAGCGAACUCCUAGAGCGCUUUGCGGGCUGGUUUGAUAUCGGCGAUGUCUUGGCGCUUUUGCCGAGCGAUUGGAGCGUGGAUGUUUUCUCGGCGUAUUUGAUUAAUAGCCUUAGGACGCUGGUGCGGGAGAAAGCCGAGAGCGGGAUUGUCAGGGCGCUGAGUGAUGCGCAGAACAGUCAGGCGAGUUGCGAGGUUGUGGUGCAGAGGGAGAAGAUUGGGGCGACGUUUGAGAGGGGGGAGUAG
Messenger RNA from Parastagonospora nodorum SN15, 3501 nucleotides. RefSeq lists its product as hypothetical. Bases 1 to 3501 code for a protein of 1166 amino acids. Lineage: Eukaryota; Fungi; Ascomycota; Dothideomycetes; Pleosporales; Phaeosphaeriaceae. The transcript is spliced from 4 exons. The record is from RefSeq and is a predicted model, not a curated record. Gene Ontology annotation, biological process: autophagy; vesicle-mediated transport; endosomal vesicle fusion. Gene Ontology annotation, cellular component: cytoplasm; fungal-type vacuole membrane.